Messenger RNA from Penicillium antarcticum, 1476 nucleotides. RefSeq names its product putative F-box and JmjC domain protein. Gene Ontology annotation, molecular function: cis-regulatory region sequence-specific DNA binding; protein binding. The transcript is spliced from 2 exons. NCBI's taxonomy places the organism in Eukaryota, Fungi, Ascomycota, Eurotiomycetes, Eurotiales, Aspergillaceae. The record is from RefSeq and is a predicted model, not a curated record. Gene Ontology annotation, cellular component: nucleus. The coding region runs from base 1 to 1476 and encodes 491 amino acids.
AUGCCUGACAUCACAUCCUUGCCGAGCCAUCCACCUCAGGAUGCAGAGGCUAUACGCGAGGCUAUUCCCUCCCACCCUUUAGGAGUGAAGCCAAGUGGAAAUGCCCUGCUGGCUACAUGGAGUUUACGUGAUGCCAUUGGCACUUUUCAACUUCUACCAGACGAGCUAAUCCUGUCACUGUUGGAGACACUCGACGGAGCUAGUCUGUUGAGCAUCGGACGGACGUGUAAGGCUUUCUAUGCGUUUACCCGAGCAGAGGAGUUGUGGAAGGCGCUGUUUGUUCGGGAACCAAAGGAGAACUUCACAUGGCGGGGAACAUGGCGGUCAACAUAUUUGAAUCUCCCACCCAGGAAGGUGCCAAUGAUCGACUGCUCUCAGUUAUUUUCUGAUGCCCUCUAUCGGCCCUUCAACUGCGCACACAUUUCACUAGACCCGUAUGUGGCCAAGAUUCCAGUGCGGAACCAGAUCGCUCGUAUGCCAGACCUUUCGCCAGAGGAAUUUCAUAAAAACUGGACAGACCGACCUUUCAUUCUGACAGAGCCGGUUAAAGCCUGGCCAGCCUACAAGAACUGGACAGUCGGAUCUCUACUCUCUCAACAUGGCCAGAAAAAGUUCCGCGCUGAAGCUGUGGACUGGGCUAUGCGCACAUACGGCGACUAUAUGGCAGACAAUUCUGACGAGAGCCCUUUGUACCUCUUCGACCGAUCCUUCGUCUCCAAGAUGGAACUUUCGGUUGGACAGCCAGAAAAGACACCCGACGCAGCAUACUGGCCGCCAUCUUGUUUCGUUGAAGAUUUGUUCUGCGUGCUCGGUGAUGACCGUCCGGAUCACCAAUGGUUGAUCAUCGGACCCGAACGUUCCGGUAGCAAGUUCCACAAAGACCCGAAUGCCACGAGUGCUUGGAAUGCCGUGCUACGUGGUCCCAAGUACUGGAUUAUGUUCCCCUCUAGUACAAAGGCGGCCCCACCCCCAGGCGUUUUUGUGUCGGAUGACCAGAGCGAGGUCACUUCUCCCUUGAGCAUUGCCGAGUGGCUACUGGGCUUCCAUGCUGAGGCACGCCGGACACCAGGAUGUAUGGAAGGAAUCUGUGGCGAGGGUGAGAUCUUGCACGUUCCAUCUGGGUGGUGGCAUUUGGUGGUGAACUUGGAGCCGUCAAUCGCCAUUACGCAAAACUUUGUUCCUCGUGGUCAUCUCCAUGCUGCGUUGGACUUCUUGUCCAACAAGCCUGAUCAGAUCUCUGGAUUCAGGAAGAAUGUGGCUAACCCGUAUGAGCGGUUUGUGGCUGGCAUGCGCGAGUCGUACCCUGACUUGCUAGAGCAGUCUUUGGAGGAGCUACAGAAGAAGACUGAUGGCAAAAAGCGUAAGUGGGAGGACAUUGUCCAUGGAAAGACAGAGGAUACCCCUGAUGGAGAUGACAAUGGAGGAGGUUUCAGCUUUGGGUUUGGAGAUGAUGGGAGUGACGUUGAAGUCCCAUGA